Spathaspora passalidarum NRRL Y-27907 is the source of this 904-nucleotide messenger RNA. RefSeq names its product pyridoxamine-phosphate oxidase (gene PDX3). Gene Ontology annotation, molecular function: pyridoxamine phosphate oxidase activity; FMN binding. The transcript has a single exon. NCBI's taxonomy places the organism in Eukaryota, Fungi, Ascomycota, Pichiomycetes, Serinales, Debaryomycetaceae. Bases 48 to 854 code for a protein of 268 amino acids. Gene Ontology annotation, biological process: pyridoxine biosynthetic process. The record is from RefSeq and is a predicted model, not a curated record.
UUUUGCUCUAUUUAUAUUAGUCACAAUCGCAGAGAAUAUUCUGGUAAAUGUUCAAACAAGUUGUUAAACAGAACUUAAGACAAGCAGGAAACAUCACAAAAGCAUCAAUCAUGGCCACACCUGUUCGUAACAUGUCCAACGGAAACAGACCAGAGGACCCAGAAACCACUACCCAACAACCGAUUCUUUUUGCACCUCCCACUUAUCAAUAUACCAAGGGGAAAUUGGCAGAGUCGGAUUGUGAAUCUGAUCCAUUCAUGGAGUUCAACAAGUGGUUUAAAGAAGCCCAAGAGCAACUUCCUGAAGGAUCCGAUAUUAUUGUGGAAGCCAUGAACUUCUCCACUGCUAGAUUACCUAGUGGAAGAGUGUCAUCGAGAAUUGUCUUGUUGAAAGAAUUGGACAAGUAUGGGUUCAUUGUUUAUUCCAACUGGAACACUUCCAAGAAGGCUGCUGAUUUUGAAACCAACAAAUAUGCCAGUUUGACAUUCUUUUGGCCUCAUGUACAAAGACAAGUCCGUGUCGAGGGGAUUAUGGAACAUGUCACGAGAGAAACUUCCCAACGAUAUUUCAACACUCGUCCUCGUGGUUCCAAGAUCGGGGCAUGGUCUAGUCCUCAAAGUUCCGUGAUUCAAUCUAGAGACGAUUUGAAUGAAAUUAAUGACAAAUACAAACAAGAAUUUAAGGACUUGAAAGACGAAGAAAUUCCAUGUCCUGAUUUCUGGGGAGGUAUUAGAAUCGAGCCAUUAGAAGUCGAAUUCUGGCAAGGUGGGUUAAGUAGAUUGCAUGAUCGUAUCACUUAUAGAAGGGAACGCAAGGAAGACACCGAAUGGGAAAUUGUUAGACUUGCUCCAUAGAUUUUAUACUGUUUUUAUAUUUAAAAAAUAUAUUUUAUAUAUAUAUAUAC